AUGUCCUUGAUUGAAUGCUGCUACACUGCGCCAAGAUUUCGAACCGACUUUGGUGAUGCUGGUCCCGUGAUGCAAACCCGGUUCAAUGAGGUGAUGUGGAUUAGAGGAAGAAUGCGGUUUUGGGGCAAUGUGCUUAUAGGUGGGACUGUGGUUGGCUGUUGGGCUUCGAAAGUCUAUUCCCAACGAGUCGAGGUCAACAUGCCAAGUGUCGGGAAGGUCCAAGAUGUGAAGGCCGCUCGAAGAAUCGAUCUCAAGGUCACAAGCUCGAGAGUAGUGCCUGCUACUCUCGCUACCGAGCGCCUGGUAUACAGCUACCGUGGGCUUCAUGCCCUGAACGGUGAUGUCUCCCUCAUAGACCGGAUGGGUCCGGAGGGGGGACUUGGUGAGGAGAGGAGAUUUUCUUCUCUCCCUUCGCCAAGUGUUCAACACACUCUCAUUUCGCACGCACUCAUUGAUAUCUCUUUCACCCAUCAUCGUUCCUUCAUCCCCUUUAUCACAGCGUUUGGGCGACCUCCUAUAUCAGUUACAUCGACAGCAACACCCCCCAAGUCAUCUUUCAUCAUGGCUAGACAACGACUCUCCCAGAAGUUCUCCAUGAAGAACCUCAAAUCCGUCUUCAAGAAAGACCGGAAUAACAGCGACUCUGAAUCGGACUAUGAAGAAGACCAUCUCGUCCCACGCCUCCGCAGAGCAGCCUCUCGCCUCUCCCUGCGCAGCGAGACCCGCGAGAACACGCGCCGCAACAGCCAGAUCAGCACGAGUGAAGAGCGACAUCGUCUCAGAUCCCGCAAUAGCGUCUGGUCGUUCAGAUUACCACUCGGUAUGGACGUCGCCGUCACGAGGCCAAGCGCAGGUGUGCCUCCCGGUCAGGACAUGGAAUCCUCCGAGGAGACUGGCCCCAGGACUCGCAACCGAGCAAGCACGCUCGCCACCGAUAGCGAGGGCCAUGUUCAGGAGUACCGCGGAGAGUGGUAUACGGCACCUCCACCGAGUGGCGUACAUCCUGCUCUCAGAGACCCGCCGCAGCCUAGGUUCAUGGCGAGGAAUGAUUCUGUUCCUCACGCCCAGGAAGACUACGAGGAGUAUGAUGAGGACCAGCAUGAGGAGCCAGCAGAGGAAGUUGUAAGAUCGCCUUCUCCAACUGGUAGCGCGGGCUCGAAUAACACUAUCCGUCAACGUUCCUCGACGCCAGCGCCGAGGCCACCUACGCCUCCUGUCCAUCGCAGCAGACACGACGACUCUGGGUACUACAGUCGUGGAAGCCGAACUGACCCCAGUACCGAUGGACGUCCGAGUCAAACUAUGUCCAAAUCGGACAGACGCACAAGUCAACUUCCCCUCGACCUGAACAGACGCCGAAGUCAAAACCUCACCAGAAUCCCAACCCGCAGCCCCUCCGCCGCCGAGGGACGCCCAAGUCAACCACCCCUCGACCUGAACAGACACCCAAGUCAGAGCCAUCUCAGAACCCCUACCCGCAACCCCUCCACCGCCGAGCGGUCCCAAUACGACAACUCCUCCAUCAUCGACCUGUACGCAAACCGCAGAAUCUCCUCUUCUACCACCAGGGAGCAGAGCCACGGUAGCAUCUCUCACGCCGACACCGCGCCAGCAGCGACCUCCAAAGCGGCCGGAAAACGCCCUGUAGCGAGGGGGAGUGGCAGUGGCAGCGGUAGUGGCAGUGGCACUCAAGACAGUGGCACUCAAGAUCCCACCGCGACCUCCGCUACCACCUCCCCUCAUCCCGACGCCAUGCCCAACACCGCCACCACGACCACCCCUCCCGCGUCAACAUCCACAUCCCAACCCCCUCCCCAACCCCACCAACAACCCUACGAAGCCCGCGCCCACCCCCUCCGCCGCAUGCGCGCCGUCCAAUUCCGCGAACCACCCGAACGCCCCUCUCGCGAACCCGAACGCCCCUCACACAACACAACCACCGAACUCUCCUCUCACAACAUAACAACAACCUCGACCGAACGCCCCUCUCGCCACACAGCUGAGCAAGCACCUCCACAACCGAUGAAUUUCCCAGCUCCUAUCCCCGCGCACGAUUUCGAUGUGGGAAGGUUUUUGUGGAGGGUUGGGGCGGAGAUGUGUCGGCAGGUGGAGAGGGAGGAGUUGGAGGCUUUGAUUGCUGCUUCGAGGGAGGGGGAGGGGGAGGAUCAGGAUCAGGGGAGGGAUGAGAGGACGAGGAGGGAUGAGAGGAGGGAUGGGUAG
Messenger RNA from Zasmidium cellare ATCC 36951, 2220 nucleotides. RefSeq lists its product as uncharacterized. The record is from RefSeq and is a predicted model, not a curated record. Bases 1 to 2220 code for a protein of 739 amino acids. The transcript has 4 exons. NCBI's taxonomy places the organism in Eukaryota, Fungi, Ascomycota, Dothideomycetes, Mycosphaerellales, Mycosphaerellaceae.